AUGGUAAAAUUUAGCAUUAUCAAGCACCUAAGGGAAGCAGUACCAAUUUUCGAAGAGCUGAGAGGAAGGCUAGGAGGAAGCAACAAUCAGAAAGAGAAAGGGAGAAAGAAAAAGGGAAAAAGGGAACCAGAGGAGAAGGGGGAUUCCACUGGAGAAGGACCAGAGGUAGAACCUGUGGUGGAAGAUGAAGUUCUUGAAGGAAGUCUUCAAGAGAACUCAUAUAAUGUGGCGAAUAAAAUAUACGAAUCCAAAGACGUGGGAAGCGAACCAAUUGAAUCAGCAAAUGCAAACUCGUAUAAUGUGGUAACUAAAAGAUACAAAUAUUACCCUGUGGGAAGCGAAAUCGAACCAGCAAAUGCAGCAAGACUGCAUGGAGAUAAAUAUUUCUUCUAUAAUUGUAGUUUUUUGGGUUAUCAAGACACUUUAUAUGAUCAAUAUGGACGUCAUUACUUCAAAGAUUGUUACAUUGAAGGUGAAGUGGACUUUAUAUAUGGUAGUGGACAAUCUUACUAUGAGAACUGUAGGAUAAAUGUAUUGGGAAGAUUUUCAGAUUCUGCAGGCUUUGUGACAGCUCAGGGACGAAGUUCAUCAGAUGAUCCAGAUGGUUUUGUAUUUGAAGGAGGCUUCCUUGGUGGGAAUGGUAAAGUGAAUUUAGGAAGAGCAUGGCAACCCUAUUCAAGAGUCAUAUUUCAUAAAACAUAUUUUUCUUCCAUUGUAACUCCUCAUGGAUGGAGUGCUUGGCAUUAUGCAGGCAAUGAGAGUGGAAUCACUUAUGUUGAAGUUGAUUGUGGAGGACCAGGAGCUGAUACCUCAAAUCGUGUUUCAUGGAUGAAAAAGCUAAAUACUUCAGAAAUAGAACAAUUUUCUUUAGCAUCUUUUAUUAAUAAGGAUGGAUGGGUUGACAACUUACCAAUACAAUCCUCCUAA
This is a messenger RNA of Vigna angularis (adzuki bean), 927 nucleotides long. Its product is annotated as putative pectinesterase 52. Gene Ontology annotation, biological process: cell wall modification. The record is from RefSeq and is a predicted model, not a curated record. Bases 1 to 927 code for a protein of 308 amino acids. Gene Ontology annotation, molecular function: pectinesterase activity. NCBI's taxonomy places the organism in Eukaryota, Viridiplantae, Streptophyta, Magnoliopsida, Fabales, Fabaceae. The transcript has 5 exons.